Messenger RNA from Hemibagrus wyckioides, 2056 nucleotides. It is a transcript of the gene scgn, whose product is annotated as secretagogin, EF-hand calcium binding protein. Gene Ontology annotation, cellular component: nucleus; terminal bouton; dendrite. Gene Ontology annotation, molecular function: calcium ion binding. Lineage: Eukaryota; Metazoa; Chordata; Actinopteri; Siluriformes; Bagridae. The transcript is spliced from 12 exons. Bases 85 to 903 code for a protein of 272 amino acids. Gene Ontology annotation, biological process: regulation of long-term synaptic potentiation; regulation of presynaptic cytosolic calcium ion concentration. The record is from RefSeq and is a predicted model, not a curated record.
GGUGGAGUUGUGGUUGUACAGUUCUGUUUCCUCUUCACACUCAGACUCUCCGACUGUCAGCUGGUAAACGUCUCACUUCUGGACAUGGACUGUGCUCUGGACCAACUGGACGCUGCAGGAUUUCUGCGCAUCUGGCAACACUUCGAUGCAGACGAUAAUGGCUACAUCGAGGGGAAGGAGCUAGAUGCCUUUUUUCGCCAUCUUCUGAUGAAGCUUGGACCUGGGGAUAAGAUAACAGAGGAGCGAGUGCAGCAGGUGAAGGCCAGGUUCAUGUCGGCCUAUGACGUGACGGCGGACGGUCGCCUGCAGAUCCAGGAACUCGCCAAUAUGAUCUUACCAGAAGAAGAAAACUUCCUGUUGCUAUUCCGCCGUGAAGUUCCUCUGGACAACAGCGUGGAGUUUAUGAAGAUCUGGAGGAAGUAUGAUGCAGAUAGCAGUGGGUACAUAUCUGCAGCAGAGCUAAGGAAUUUCCUGAAGGACCUUUUCCAACAGCACAAAAAGGAAUUGUCCUCUGACAAGCUGGACGAGUACACAGACACCAUGAUGAAUAUAUUUGACAAGAACAAAGAUGGCCGCUUGGAUCUGAACGAUUUAGCUCGAAUCCUGGCUCUUCAGGAGAACUUCCUGUUGCAGUUCAAGAUGGACGCGAACAGUCUGGAGGAGAGAAAAAGAGACUUUGAAAAAAUCUUCACUCAUUACGAUGUUAGUAAAACCGGAGCUCUGGAGGGACCCGAGGUGGACGGAUUCGUCAAAGACAUGAUGGAGCUGGUCAGGCCCAGUAUCUCUGGUCCGGAGUUGGACCAGUUCAGGGUGGUGCUGCUGCGUCACUGUGAUGUGAAUAAAGAUGGAAAGAUCCAGAAGAACGAGCUGGCGCUGUGUUUAGGGAUGAAACCUAAACCUUAGUCCACCUUCUGUGUUUGUUAGGCUGACUGAGUGUGCUAUUUAAAAUGUGUUUAAUACAAUUACGUUACAGACACGUGCUAAUAAUUAUUCCUUUAUGGUCAAAGUUUUACUGCAUGGUCACGAGGUCACUGCUCCCAGGCUUCAUUUACAGAGGAGUCAGGAUGCGGAUUUCACCAGAUGUUAUUAAAUACAGGGGAAAAUAACCAUGUCAUCCAUCACUCAUCUUAAUGUGUGUGUGUGUGUGUGUGUGUGAGGGGAGAGAGAGAGAGAGAGAGAGAGAGAGAGCAGACAACAGCUGGAAGCCGGCUCUCCUCUGUGUUUGUUUUGCUAGGUUACAGUAAUGCGCGUUCAGUCAGCGGCACAACAAAAAAAGUUUAAUCAUUUAUUAAUAUUUUAAAAAUCAAACGGUAUAUAGCUAAUAUAACCCGCUGUUUCCUUUCAGUUUAGUUAUUAUAAUUCCCUUUACUCGAUAUCUCAUUCUCCUCAUUCACACACACACACACACACACACUCACACACACACAUACACACACACACAAGCCCCUUCUAACACUUACUAGCUUCACUGUUAGCAUAACUGAUGACAUGAUCACUCUCUCUUUCCAGCAACAAGUAUUUAAUGAUAAUGAUGAUGAUAUUAAAGUAUUUAAUGAUAAUGCUAAUAGCUAGUUUAGUUGUUACCACUGUGGAGAGCGCCGCACUAAAGGAAAUAGAUGAUAUAUAAAGCUAACACUUUCACUCCUAGUGAGAAUUAACUGAAUGGUUUCCCCUCAAAAUACUGAGGGUGUGUGCCUUUGCUAACAUGCAGUGUUAAAUAAUUUCCGCUGUGUUUAAUCAUCAAAUUUAACAUUGCACAAGCUAAAAAAACCCAUCCUACAACUUUUCCGUGACGGUUUAAAAUAAAUUAAUAGAUAGAUAAAUAAAUAAAUUGCGGACAGUUCUGAGAAUAAACCGUGUUGUGAGUGAUUAUUAGCUCGGGUCUGUACUGUAGAGUGCAUGGUGUGUAUUAGCGGUUAGCAUGUGCUGUGCUUUUAGUUCAACUCUGUAUUACAGAUUAUAUAUAAUCAGGAUUUAUUUACACAGUAGUCAUGCUCCACAUUUUCUGUAAUUCGUUUCCACAUUUGAAUAAAGAAUAAAAGGUUAAAGACGCAAA